Molecule: messenger RNA, 186 nt
Organism: Pseudocercospora fijiensis CIRAD86
Lineage: Eukaryota; Fungi; Ascomycota; Dothideomycetes; Mycosphaerellales; Mycosphaerellaceae
Exons: 2
Coding region: 1-186 (61 amino acids)
Biological process (GO): snRNA pseudouridine synthesis; ribosome biogenesis; rRNA pseudouridine synthesis
Cellular component (GO): box H/ACA snoRNP complex; box H/ACA telomerase RNP complex
Molecular function (GO): telomerase RNA binding; box H/ACA snoRNA binding
Source: RefSeq, a predicted model, not a curated record
AUGCAUCUCAUGUACACUCUCGAUGAGCAGGGCAAGCGCCUGUAUACCCUCAAGAAAGUCAGCGAUUCUGGCGAAGUCACCAAGUCGGCGCAUCCUGCUAGAUUUUCGCCUGAUGAUAAGUACUCGAGACAUCGAGUCACUCUCAAGAAGCGAUAUGGACUGCUUUUGACACAACAGAGUACGUGA